Erpetoichthys calabaricus (reedfish) is the source of this 5859-nucleotide messenger RNA. RefSeq names its product family with sequence similarity 120C (gene fam120c). The record is from RefSeq and is a predicted model, not a curated record. The transcript has 16 exons. Bases 613 to 3819 code for a protein of 1068 amino acids. Gene Ontology annotation, cellular component: nucleus. NCBI's taxonomy places the organism in Eukaryota, Metazoa, Chordata, Cladistia, Polypteriformes, Polypteridae.
CCACAAUGCUUCUUUCGUACGCGAUUUUGUUGCUGUAUGUUGAGAAUGGGAGUCUAAGGAGAUAUCUUCCGCUCAACAAUAUAUCCUUUAAGUUGCAGACGCAUCAAAUUGUGUCUUUAAAAUAACUAGCAAGCAGGGAAAUUCUCUGGGUUCUUUUUCGGCGUGAAAAACGAGGCCUUGGAGAUAUCUUGGGAGUUGUAGUUCAGUGCCUCCGCUUGUUACAGUCCUCAACUCCGUUAAUUCCUUGCACUGAGGACUCAAACUCCCAGAAUCCUGCGAGCGCACUCUUCCCCCUUCGCCGAGAGACCACAACAUGGCGGACAUUGCAUGAAGAACUUCAACAUGUAUCUCUGAGAGAGGGGCUUGGGAGAGACCAAUUUUACCCCCCUCACAACCGAACAAAUCUAAAGCUGUAUUUUACAUCCACGUAUUUGGAUUUAUCUCUCCCUAUCCCAGAGUUGACAACAUCGCAACCUUACAGAAAAAAAAUCAGUAGGCGGAGGGGGGGCUUAAUCAUUAAGAAUAACACCCCCCGAUCUAUUAAUUACUUUUCCCAGCAGUUCUGAGAAACGCCAAGUUCCGCUUCGUUCCUUUCGGGUACGGGAGGCUGCCAUGGGAGUGCAAGGCUUUCAGGAGUACGUGGAAAAACGAUGCCCGGGCGCCGCAGUGCCCGUCGACCUGCUCAAGCUCGCCCGGACAGUGGCCCGUCAGCAGCAGCAGCCGCCACCGCACCCGCACCCACACCCUCCUCCGCUGGCCCCGCCGCCACCACCACCUGCUAGAGUGCUCAUCGAUGCGGACUCCGGCUUGCAGCGGCUCUAUGGAGGCUACCAAACGGACUGGGCCUGCGGCGGCCAGUGGAAUGCCAUGCUCGGAUAUCUGGCCGCGCUGUCGCAGGCCUGCCUCUAUCAGGGGGGCCUGGAGUUGGUGGUCAUGUUCAACGGGACAUUGGGUAAGGAGCGCUGGCCCGAGUGGGCGCGCCGGGCGCAAGGGGAGCGCCAGACCGCUCAGCUCAUCGUCAACCACAUCGCCAACAAGGGCACCCCGCCACCUCGAGCUUGGUUUUUACCCCCCGCUUGUCUCAGCCACUGCAUCAGGCUGGCGAUGGUUCGAUUUCGAGUGCGGGUUGUACAGAGUUUGGAGGAUCACCACCAGGAAGUGAUCUCUUUUUACAGGGACUAUGGUUUCCAGGGACUCAUUGCUCAUGAUUCGGAAUAUGCCCUUUGUAAUAUCCCUGCUUACUUCAGUUCACAUGCUCUCAAACUCAGCUGGAAUGGCAAGAACCUAACUACAAACCAGUAUCUAAUGGCAGAGGUGGCCAAGCAAUUGGGACUGAAACCUUCACAAUUUCCUACCUUUGCAGCACUCUUGGGUAAUCACAUUCUUCCAGAUGAAGAUCUGGCAGCAUUUCACUGGAGUCUUCUGGGGCCAGAGCAUCCUCUGGCAUCACUAAAGGUGCGUGCCCAUCAACUUGUUCUGCCCCCUUGUGAGGUAGUCAUUAAAGCUGUCUCAGAGUAUGUGGCUGCCAUUAAGGACCUUAAUAAUUUAGAAGCAAUCGCACGUGAUGUGUUUCGGCAGUCUCAGUCUAGAACUGAAGACAAGGUUGAACGCUUUAAAAAAGCAGUUGAAUAUUUCUCUGCUGCUAGCAAACCAAGACCAUUGGCCAUGGGUCCUUCACCAUUUAUCUUUUCUGGAUUUGGUCCAGGUCAAUUUGGAGGACCAGCACCACCUCAUGGUCACAUUGGAGCAUUGCAACCCGGCAAAUCUUUGUUUGUGGCCCCAAAUAUGUCUGGAAAGCUACCUUAUCAUGGAGGAUCUUUCCUAAGUGGUCCCCAUCCAAACCCAGCUCUGAUGUUUUCACACCCAUCCUCAGCACCCGGAGGUCAUUUGCCUGUGCAGGAAUGUAAUGAUGGUUUAUCCAAGAUUCCCUUCACAGAGUGGUCUGCUCCCUAUGAUAAUACUGCUGGUCGUAUUUCUGGCUCCACAAUGGCUAACACAUCAUCUGGGAACAUGGGAAACAAGUAUCCUAAUCAUCAUUUAGCCACUAAACCAUCUCCUUCCUCGGGGCCUGCUUCAUCGCCAUCAUCGUCUUCAGAUGGAGAAGACCACAAUAGUGCAGGCGUAAACCAUAUCCCAGAUAAAUCACAAUCAAAAGGAGGUUGGGAUGAUUCUGGGAGUGACCGGGGCAAAGUAGGUGGUAGUAGCGAAUGUCAUCAUGGGAAUGGCAGCCCUCAGAUCCCUUCCCUCCUCUCCAUGGCAACCCGCAAUCAUAUGGACAUCACUACGCCUCCACUGCCCGAGGUUGGUGCAGAAGUAUUGCGCGUAGCAGAGCAUCGACACAGGAGGGGGCUUAUGUAUCCCUACAUUUACCAUGUUCUUACAAAGGGGGAAAUUAAGAUUGCAGUGUGUAUAGAAGAUGAGUGCAAUCCUGAUCUUCCACCUGCUGCUGCACUGUUUCGAUCAGCACGUCAAUAUGUGUAUGGUGUUCUCUUCAGUUUAGCAGAGACCCAGAGAAGAAUGGAGAGAUUGUCUCUACGAAAGAGGGUUCCACUUGAUGUUCCUCCUGUAUUCAUCAAAGAAUGGUCUGCCAGUAAGGCAAAAUCUCCACUGACACCUGAGCUGGUUCCUGCAUUGACAUUCAGGGAGUGGACCUGCCCCAAUCUUAAGAAGCUUUGGUUGGGCCGUGCCGUUGAAGACAAGAACCGUCGUAUGAGAGCUUUUCUGGCCUGCCUCAAAUCUGACACACCAGGAAUGCUUAACCCCAGCAAUGUGCCAACACACUUACUUUUGAUGUGCUGUGUAUUGAGAUACAUGAUGCAGUGGCCUGGAGGUCGGAUACUACAGCGACAUGAGCUUGAUGCCUUUUUAGCUCAAGCCGUCUCCAGCCAGCUGUAUGAACUUGAUCAGUUGCAGGAGCUUAAGAUUGAUAAGCUGGAUUCUCGUGGAGUGCAGCUAGCUGCUUUAUUCAUGAGUGGAGUUGACACUGCUCUGUUUGUAAAUGAUGCUUGUGGGCAGCCCAUUCCCUGGGAGCACUGCUGUCCAUGGAUCUACUUUGAUGGGAAACUAUUUCAGAGCAAACUCUCCCGAGCAAGUAGGGAAAGGUUACCUCUUCUUGAGCUUUGUGAUGGCCAAGUUGAACAAGCAGCCAAAGUAGAGAAGAUGAGGCAGGCAAUAUUGGAAGGGCUUAACUUGAAUCGUCAACCUCCACCUCCACCACCACUGCCACCUCCAGCCUUUAUGCCCACAAUGGUGCCACCUUUCUACCCAGUUCCUUUGUAUCCUCGACCUCUAAGUAAUGUAACCCCUAACCACCAACGCAGUCGUGCAUUUCCAGGGGUUCAGGCUAUUCCUCCUCAAGGUGGGAAGCUAGAGAUUGCUGGAAUGGUUGUAGGUCAGUGGGCUGGGAACAAACCAAUUAGAGGGCGUGGUGGAUUCAACAUGCAAGUUGUUUCAGUUGGAGGAGGCAAAGGACGGGGAAAAGAUAUGACUGGAAAAUCACGGGGCUGCAAAAAAGUUCCCACCGUCAGAGCACAGCUUGGUUCUCCGGGUCCCUCAAAUGGAACCCCAAAAAAUACAGAUGGCUCCAAAGUUCGAAGCUCCACUGAUGGAAUUCAACAGCUAAAUGGGAAUACAACAUUGGCAACAGUGCCCCCUGCCGUCACAGAGGAAGAAUCUCCACAGUCGCACCCUCAUAAUCGUGCCUUAACAGCUAAAGACAGUGAAGUUGGGGCUGACGGGCCUAGCAAUGAAGGUGACCUGUCUGACUGUCAGGACAGUCGCCUUGGAGGGGCAAAGAUGGCCCUGCAAAAAGAGGAGUAAUUAAACUGCAAAAAAUACACAAUGCAGCCAGGGUCUGGUGGGGGGUAUGAGCAGUGAGGGGAUAGUGAGACACAGGUGCUGAAUAUUACUGUUUUUAAAGGCUUGUUCCAUAUAUUUUUGGGCCUGAUCAGGAUGACUGGAAUACUUUGCCAGAGUUGAGCUUUGGAUGCUUAAAGGGUUUGUUAAGAGAGACAUUUAAAUAUCCAUAAAACAUUCCUUGGAACAAAGCACUGCUUUUAAUCUCUCUUCUUAUGCCACCUCCCCACUUAGGCAAGUUCUUGCUUACUAAACUUAAGCCAUGAAAGCAGUGCCCUGUUCUAUCCAAAGCCAGUCAGGACCAUGAAAUAUUGGCCUGUUAAAUACUGCCUUCCAGCCUCCUGUACCUCACUCUGCCUUACUGCAUUUCCUUCAACUGGCAUAAUGCUCACUCUUUCAUGCUUGCCAUUUUGUUUUUACUGACAUUCAUAAUUUAGUAGAUCCCUGCACUUCUAUGCAGAAGGUCUAUGUUCCCACUCCUUAACUGCUCUUGUCCCCCUCUGUCUCUGGCUGAUAUGUGGUGUCCAGCGUUUUUAAGCGGGACAUGGAUUGUACGGGCAGAUUUUUCCUGCCUUUGCUCUCGAAUGUGAGUAACAUGAAGGUGAAGUGUGUGCUGGUGUUAACUCUCCAGCUGCUGGCCAGUCCCAGGAUCAAACCGAAUACCUAAAACACAUUAUUCAGGGACUAGAAACUGCAGCUCAAGUCUUUAAAUUAAGAAAAAAAAAAAAGAUUAAACGGAUCAUAAAGAUAAUUUUAAAUGAAUUGAAUUAAUUAGGGGGAGUGGGUGGGAAGGCUUCAGCCUUUUAGCAAAAGUUACUCCAGGCCAGGUUUUAGUCUUGAAAGAUGAACCUACUACAUAUUAAGCAUACUGAGCCCAGUAAAGAGGAUCCAUUUUGAAUCUGAAAAGCUGACUGUUUCAGUCCGCAGGCAACUGCAUGCAUUGUUGCCUCAGCCUUCAAAGGUCUGGACAUGUUUUUGUUCCUUCUCCAUGGAUUUGGUUUUCCUAACUUUAUCAUUUAGUCUUGAAUCCAGUUCAAUUAAAACAGACUUUUUCGUGUGACCAGAUGGGCCGAGGUAUUGUUGAUUUACAUGAAAUAUUACAAAGACCCAAACAAUUUAACUCGGCCUUACUAUUACGAAAACCAAAAUGACUAUCAAGGAUUUACUUUCUUGUUCUUCUUUUCCAUCUAGUAUAUUUAACAGCCUCCUAACACUGGCUUGUUGCUGUCCUUUAAAGUGCACACAACCUAUUAAAAAUAUUUCCUUUCUUUCUUUUCUUAAAGAACCAGAGGAACUUGAAUUAAUGCACAGGUGUAUAUGUGGUAGGUUUGGUCUCUGAGCAUAUGCUUUAAGAAUCUGUACACAUGUGGUUAAUGUAUUUUGGUACUAUUUUCAGGUGUUUUUUUUGUUUUGUUUUUUUGGUUUUUUUUUUUAAACGGUCUUUAAAGUUAAUCUGGUUUCUUGGGCAACUUUUGCUUCAGGCUAUUGAAGACAAUUGGAAAAUGUCCUGUUUGCACCUUUUUGUGACUGUUAGUAUACUAGUCCAAAAUUUAAAGUUCUCUUUACGAAACAACAACCAAAAAGAACAAAAAGCUCCAGUACCUUGAGCAAGAGAAGCAAACACUUUGGCAGGCUGACUUCCGUUUGCCUUGUCUGAUGUUACAGAAUAUUGUGGGCAUGGGUCACCCCCGGCCAUGGUGCUGUCGCUUCUUAUUACAUCUCUGGCUCAAAGGAAAAACAUGCUUUGUUUUGUUUCCCCUUUUUCAUUUUUUAUUUAAAUUUGGAUUUAUUUCCUUUAAAACUGAAUUGCCUCUAUUUCUGGACUUUUGUUCUUUAAGGAAACAUUCUAAAAAGAACUGAAAAUUUCUGAAUGUGUUCUUAGCACAUCAAAUUUAAGAGAUUUUACAUCUGAAACAACAUAUGGAGAGGUAAUUUUUUUAAUGAUUAACCUUUUCUUUUGUAUGAAAAAGUUUUAUCUCAAAGAAGAUUAUAUAUAAAUAUAAA